AUGCGAGAGGUAUACGCUGGACAGACGGGAAUUACGGAUGCAGGGUGGAGUGCAUCGGGGCCUGGUGGUGGAGGACCAGGUCGAGGGCCUGGUUUGAGGUCUAAUAAUGGAAAUGAUGGGUCGGGAAUUAUGAAUAAUAGCAAUGAGAAUAGUGGUAUGGGUAACACUAAUGGGGUGGAUGAUCAUUUACGUGGGAGCAUCAGUGGGAGUCCUGGGAGUAGAUAUGUAGGCGAGAAUGCAGGCGGCCCCAGUCCAGCUGGGAAAUAUGAUGACGCGCGUAUCAAAAAGCUUCUCAAUGUGUUUAUUCAUGAUUUCCUCAUCAAGUCUGAGUUGAAAGAGACAGCGCAGCUGUUCGAACGCGAGGCAUCGCUUAUCGGCAAGGAUAAAAUGAUAAGCGCGUCUCAUGACGUUCCGGAGGGGUUUUUGUACGAGUGGUGGCAGAUAUUCUGGGACGUUUUCAACGCCAGAACACAUAGAGGUGGGUCUGAGGUCGCGAGGAAGUAUUUCGAAAUGCAGCUUCAACGUCAACGGCAAGAACAUACUUAUAGAGGAGUGACAAUGCAUGUAGCUAGGGUUCAGCAGACUGCAGAGCAGAAAGGAUAUUAUCAGCAUGAGAUACUCGAUCCAAUGGAGCUCGCUUCUGUGGCCUCGUAUGGGGCUCAGAGCCAAUUUAAUCCAGGUGGUCCUGUCCCAUCGACAGUGGGCCCUUCUGCGCCUGCUGGGCAAGCUGCUGGAUCGGGAACGAAUGCAGGAACAGGUGUACCUGCCGGAUCGGCUAUGCCCUCUUCUGCAACAUCAUCAACAUUUCCUGGCUAUUCCUCCGAAUAUCCAGCAAUGCAGGGAAUCAUGUCAAAUAACCACCCCUCACUUCAAACAGUUCAGCAGGAUGCUCUUCAUCAUAACAUGCCACAACAUCAACAUCCCCAACAACAACAACAACAACAUCACCAUCAUCAGCAGCAGCAGCAGCAGCAGCAGCAACAACAACAACAACAACAACACCAGCAACAACACCAACAGCAGCAGCAACAACACCAACAGCAGCAGCAGCAACAACAACAACAGCAACAACAACAACAACAACAACAGCAACAAUUUCAAGCGUUUUAUAACUCUGUCCAUGGCAUUCCGAACUCAGGUUAUUAUGCUUCUCCUGUGAACCCUUAUGUAAAUCAGCCACCACAACAACCGCUGGGUUAUAAUAUGGGUGCAAAUAAUAUGACAAACCCAGUUCAUUUGAAAAAUAAUAACGGUAGACCAGCUGGUACUGGUACCGGUGCUGGGAAUGGGAGCGGAAAUGGCCCAAACACCUUCAACUCAAAUUCUACUGAUUCAAACAAUGGUAACACCAAUAAAGCUAACGCUCAUCUUGGAAAUAGUAAGAAUGGUAGAGGGCCUAAUAAUAAUUCAUCUGAAUCCCUAGGAAAUAAUGAUCACCUAGCUGGUAAUUCAGCUCCUGCAUAUGCUACUAACAUGGCAGCUCCCAAUCAUAUUCCCAAUUCAAUGCAAGGGCAGCAUCCAUCGUUCACAAAAAAUGCUUCAUUUUCGCAACAACUUGGGUCUAUUCCUACUUACAUAAAUAUGAACAUCCCAAACUCAGCACCUGUCAUACCUACACAAAAGAAUGGUCAAGUACCUGUGAAUUCAAACAAUCAAAAUCCAUUGAUUCAACAAGGAGUACACCCAAAUGCCCCGAAUUAUUCUAAUCAAAUUCCCAAUACUUCUGGGGUGAAUAAUAUUUCUAUGAACAACAUGAAUAAUAUUCGCGGGUCCAAUAUGAUGGGUAUUAACCAAGGUGCAAAUCCAUCGUUCGAAAUGUCAAGUAUGGACGGGUUGUAUAACUACCAAAAAGAAUUGUUAAUGUUAGAGAAAGAAAACAAGAAAGUGCUAUCGAUUGCCAAGGAUGGCCCUCACUCUUCAGGAUCUACACCGCACUCAUUCACGUUAUCUAAUUCAACAAACAUUAACGGUAAGAAAAAUUCGAAUGCCAUGCUUCCGCCAAAUUCAUCUCAGAUCGCCAGUCCACAAAACCAAAGCCCUUUGAAUGGCGGAGGUGCAUCCAAUGCUGGUACCAAUAACACAAUUCCAAAGAAAAGAAAGUACACGAAGAGAUCAAAAGAAUCAAAAAAGUCGCAAUCGGAGCCCAACACUCCUAAUAUUAGCGCUUUAACACCUGGAUCUGCGAAUGGCCGUAAUGCGAAUAUGACUUCAAGUUUAAAUACAACGCAUGAGCAUUACUCCAAUAAUAACUCACCAAGAAUCAAGAUUCAGAAAAAUUCUAGUACUACUGACUCACACUCUCCACUUACCUUAACUACGGAGGCAUCAGUGGAACAAAACAAAGGGAGUACAAGUAGUAAGCGCAGCCAAAAGAGCAGCAAUGCCUCAAAACAAGGAUCCACUUCAUCAAAUCCGGGUUCUGUGCUAGCUUCUGCUUCCAUACUUUCUUCUAAUAAAUCCAAGAAAGCUACCUCAAAGAAGACUCCUAUCAAUGCUGCCACUCCUCAAAAUGCUGAAGAUCAUGGUUCAGGCACUACUAGCAGUAAAGAUCCCGGUAGUAACAAUAGCAUUGGAUUGUUGCCACAUAAUGUACUUACUGACCCAACACCGCAUACAGACUUUGAUCCAAUGAGCAUUGAUCCUGCACUGAGCGCAUCAUCUGCAUUCGAAUUUGGAGAUGAUGAUGAUUCGAUGCUAGGAAUAUUAGAUAACGGAGCAUUUGGCAAAAAGGGCGAUUCUUUCCCUAAUUCACAUAAUUAA
Molecule: messenger RNA, 2760 nt
Organism: Kluyveromyces marxianus DMKU3-1042
Lineage: Eukaryota; Fungi; Ascomycota; Saccharomycetes; Saccharomycetales; Saccharomycetaceae
Gene: FLO8
Exons: 1
Coding region: 1-2760 (919 amino acids)
Cellular component (GO): nucleus
Molecular function (GO): protein binding
Source: RefSeq, a predicted model, not a curated record